AAAAAAAAAAGGGAGUUGUUAAGGCUGGAUGAACUUCUACAGGAGGCUAAGAGGUGGAAGGGUGAAGGACUUAGCUCGAGCCUCAAAAGAGAAGGAAGCCACGAGAGGAGACAGGGAAACCUGAGCUAUGUGGAUAACAGUGGAGAGCCAAAUGGUGCAGGUCGCUACGAUGCAGAGGAUGGCAGCCAAGAGGAAGGGAAAUUGUUAACACGCUCAGGAGGAGCAGCAGCAGGAGCAGCAGCAGCAGCAGGAGGAGUACAUUGCGAUAGAAGCGAACUCACCAAGGGUGAAGAAUCUCCCACCGGACGCGAGACACAGAGGAGACAGAAAGAAGGUUACACCCAUCUCGACUCGGCAAGCGAAAGAGGAAAUAAAACAAAUAAUAACGUAGAAAACGAACUAAGAAAUGGAGGCGAUGAUAAAGAAAGGAUACAGCUAUGUGAAGAAGUUCUGACUCACCUAAAAAGCACCUUUUAUGACCAAAUACUAAACAUAGAAAAUAAUUUUAAAAAUUUAAGCAACAAAAUUGAAGAGAGUAAUUCUUUCUAUUUCCAAUGUAUCGUGGAUAAGUUACAAAAUGGGAAAUAUGAGAAUGUUUUUUUUAUUUAUAAUGACAUAUAUCUGUAUGUUAACAAUUUAUUGUUCCUUUCCAAGCCGUCUAGUUUCAUUUGGAUGAAACUGCACGAGUUGUCGAUUCAAAUUACUGGCUGCAUUUCCGAGGUUCAACAGAGGAAGGAGAAAAAGAAGAGCUCCUGUUCCCAGGGCGCGCAGGGCACGUUACAAGAACACGCCCAUAAGGACGGUGUCGAGAAGGAGAAGGGCCCCCUCCUUCCCCCUGGGGACACCAUUGAGCAGUCCAUUAACGAGGAGGAGAAGCUGGCCUUCCAGCUACUCCUGGGCAAGUUGCACCAAGACAUACAUUUCGAGCUGUUCCGGAAAUUCAAAAACAAAGCCGUGUGGAAAACCCUCGAGGGCGGCGAGAUCGAGCUGGACGACAAGCUCACCAAGGCUGAUGUGUUCAGAGAAAUGUACAACUGGUGCAAAGUGCAGCUGGAGUUGAAAAGCAAGCGUAGUGAUGUGUCAGAAUCAGAGAGCGACUCUUCGAAGGACUCAUAUUAG
Molecule: messenger RNA, 1119 nt
Organism: Plasmodium cynomolgi strain B
Lineage: Eukaryota; Apicomplexa; Aconoidasida; Haemosporida; Plasmodiidae
Exons: 3
Source: RefSeq, a predicted model, not a curated record